Penicillium roqueforti is the source of this 1623-nucleotide messenger RNA. Its product is annotated as DUF5102 domain-containing protein. Bases 1 to 1623 code for a protein of 540 amino acids. The transcript has 2 exons. Lineage: Eukaryota; Fungi; Ascomycota; Eurotiomycetes; Eurotiales; Aspergillaceae. The record is from RefSeq and is a predicted model, not a curated record.
AUGUCGGAGGGGCCGUCCGAUUUGUCUAGUUCGCAUCUAGAGCCACCCAGCAGAACUACGGAAAUGCAAGAUCCAGGAGCUGGCGACCACAUAGCUUCUGAAAGUGAAGAUGAACACUUCUCAGAUGCCAGCGAAGGCAAUCCCGAACUCCUCCCACAAUCUGGUCGCAAUUCCCCUAUCCCACGAACGCGAGUCGAGAGGGUUGACAGCAGCACCCAACAUGGAGAGAUUCCUGGCACAGCAGCAUUCGAAAAGAGAGAGCAGGAUGCAGUUCCUGAUGAGGUUGAGGUUAUCCCAGAAGGCUCGGACAGCCAGAUGCCUUCGCCUGCAGACGACCAAAGCUUGAGCCCAGAAGGCUUACCGUUUCCACGCACAGUGGUUGAGAAGGUGGACCCAGAUGAACCUAGCCAUGGCGAAGUCCCCGGAACAUUGGCCCAUGAACAACGUCUUGCCGAUGCUGUGCCCGACGUGGUGACCAAGGCUUCAGAUUCCGAGAGCAGCCCAACGCCACCAGCAUCCGACCCUACACUUCCUGAGACCGAUGGAUCUUCAAUAGAAAUUCCCGAGACACGGCUCGAGCGGGUGGACACAGCUCCCGCUGACGAAGACCUGCCGCCACACCCACAAGCUCAUAAAAGCUCAGCAAGUGACGCAUUACCCGAUACGGUAGAAACCGUCCCGGAUGUCUCAAUACAUGAUACAGACCUGGAAACCAAAGACCCCUCAUUAGAGGAUGACAUGAACGAUGACCACGGAUAUGAAAAGCAAGAAGCGGGUGAUGAUUUUGAUGAAUUUGUAGAAGAGCAGGAAGACAUGGGAGAUGAUGAUUUUGGGGAUUUUGAUGACGGCUUCCAGGAGCCCAGUGCAGAGGAAGCCCCCAUAGACGAUACCGCGGCAUCUCAGCAAUCUCGAGCACCCCCACCUCUUAUUGACUUCGACACAUACACAUCCACCUCCGCACUCCUCGAUUCCCUCAAAGACACCCUCGACAUUCUCUUCCCCGAAACCCAAGACAUAAGCUCUCUCCCCCCUGUCGAGCCAAUCCCCGACUCCGCAGCAAUCUUCAGCACCGAGCGAUCCCUCUCACUGUGGUCCCAGCUCGUGGCACCACCACCCCUCCAGCCUCAGAACUGGGUAAAAUCCCGCAUUCGCCGACUAUUCCUCGUAUCCUUGGGCGUGCCCGUUGAUCUGGAUGAGAUUCUCCCAGCCUCCAAACAGAAAAAGCUCGUUCUUCCUUCUAUUGACCUUGAAGGCACCGGCGCAAAGAGCCCCGGCGCUCGUUCCGCUAGUCAAGUCCGCAAAGAAGAAGGUAACGACAACACCGGCGAAAAGGGGCAAGCCCCCUCCCGCCAGAAGGCUACUUCUCGCCGCGGCGCACCACCGGCACCGGAGAUAGACCUCUCGGCGGUCCGCCGGCUGUGCGCCACUACCGAUGCUGCACUGAGUGGUCUCACAGAUUCAGAGUUGAGGCUGCAUGUCCAUGAACUGGAGCAUGUUGCUCAGCGCGCUAGUUCGGUAUUGGAGUACUGGCUGAAGCGGCGGGAUGGCUUGGUCGGCGAAAAAGAGGCUUUCGAAGGAGUCAUUGAGAACCUCGUUAGUCAUGUUAGGAGGGUCAGAAAGUAG